AUGACGAAUGAUAUUGAGAAAGCGGCGCCAGCCAAUGAUGCCGAAUCAUCACCCUCGGUAUCUUCAACAACAUCGUCGCCCAUCUUAGAACCUAUCAGAACCAUCCAGGAGCCUGACGUCUUUGAGGCGUUAGAGCACGCUCUGACGCCAGAUGUCGAGACAGCGGCGGAACGCGAAGCUCGUGAGCCCAUCACUUACACUCGGACUGGUACCAGCAUAGCCAGCGCCGCUUCUAGGCCUCCCGACUUUGAGGUUUUCUUCCAAGACGGAGAUUUAGACAACCCUAGGAACUGGUCUAAAGGUUAUCGCGCAUGGAUCAUUGUUUGUGUCUCGUAUUCCACAUGGGUUGUGGUCUUAUACAGCACAUGCUAUACUGCAUCGAUAGCUGGCCUGGCAGAAGAGUUUGGAGCAUCUUCUACAGUGACGACACUCGGACUGACGACGUAUCUGCUUGGUCUUGCUGCGGGAAGUCUCAUCGUUGCACCUCUGAGUGAGCUGUAUGGUCGACAGAAAGUAUACAUCGUCUGUCUGACUGUUUGGGCUUUGUUGAUAUUGCCUUGUGCUCUGGCGACUUCGAUAACGGAGAUUGUUGUUGUGCGCUUCUUUGGGGCCGUCUUCGGUGCUGCUAUGAUAUCAAACAGCCCUGGAACCAUCGUUGAUAUCUCGGACCCAGACUAUCUUGCUGCUGCUAUGUCAAUGUGGUCGAUCGCACCUCUCAAUGGACCCUCCACUGGGCCCAUCAUUGGAGGCUUUGUGUAUCAGUACCUGGGAUGGCGAUGGGAUAAUUGGAUUCCUUUGAUGCUCGGAGGUGCUGGAAUUCUUAUGAUGCUCACAGUGAAGGAGACUUACCACCCAGCUAUCUUGAAACAAAAGGCCGCGCGCUUGCGCAAGGAACAUGACGACCCGCGGUAUUGGUGCCAAUAUGAUCAGAAGGUAUCAACUCGACAUUUGAUCAAGGUCAAUAUGAGCAGACCCUUUACGUUAUUAGCAACUGAACCUAUUCUGUGGUUCAUGGAUAUCUGGAUAUCGCUGAUCUACGCCAUUCUUUAUCUUUGUUUCGUGGCAUAUCCAAUUGUGUUCUCACAGCACCGAGGCUGGAGUGCAGGCAUAUCAGGCCUAUCUUUCGUCGGCAUUGGUAUAGGAACUAUGCUUGCCAUCUUUGCAGAGCCCCUUUUCCGUCGUUUGAUCAAUUCUCAACCUCGGGACCCAGUAACUGGCAAACCUCAGCCAGAGGCGACAGCGUUGGUUAUGGGCAUUGGUGCAAUCCUGACACCCAUUGGCCAACUCGUUUUUUCGUGGACAUGCCUCCCAGCGACUAUUCAUUGGGCUAUUCCGAUCGCGUUCGGCAUUCCGUUUGGUGCAGGAAAUACUAUCAGCUUUAUCUAUGGCUCGAAUUAUCUGGCUGGGGCAUACUCCAUCUAUGCUGCCAGCGCGCUCGCUGGGAAUGCUGUAAUCCGAAGCAUUGCUGGAGGUGUUUUGCCCUUGGCUGGUCCCAAGAUGUACGCAGCCAUGACUCCUCAAUGGGCCGGCACUCUCCUGGGUCUUCUCGAAGUGGCCAUGAUCCCCAUCCCGUUUGUGUUCUGGCGAUACGGAGCCAAGAUUAGGGCUAAGAGUCCAGCUAUCAGAGCAUUGCGGGAGGAACAAGACAGGCUUGAUCUCAAGAGAGCCAAGUAUCAGAAGAAGCUUGAGAGGAAGCAGCGGCGAGAUGCAGAAGGUGAAAAGACCGACGAGGGGGCAUUGAACAAGACAGCGGGUGAUUGA
Messenger RNA from Fusarium sp. VM40, 1761 nucleotides. The record is from the annotation of a GenBank genome assembly. Lineage: Eukaryota; Fungi; Ascomycota; Sordariomycetes; Hypocreales; Nectriaceae.